Molecule: messenger RNA, 1260 nt
Organism: Aspergillus niger
Lineage: Eukaryota; Fungi; Ascomycota; Eurotiomycetes; Eurotiales; Aspergillaceae
Exons: 5
Coding region: 1-1260 (419 amino acids)
Biological process (GO): protein neddylation
Cellular component (GO): nucleus; cytoplasm
Molecular function (GO): NEDD8 activating enzyme activity
Source: RefSeq, a predicted model, not a curated record
AUGGCAGCUACAGGUGCGCCUCAGCGAUGGAAACAUCUAUACAGCGUCCUGACUAAGUCUGGACCCUUCAGCGAUGAAGAUUGGGUCCCUGGGCAAGAGACGAUAAGUGCUUUAGAGUCAUCGAAAAUUUUAGGAGCUGGAGGUCUAGGAUGUGAGAUACUCAAGAACCUGGCAUUAUCAGGUUUCAAAGACAUUCACGUCAUUGACAUGGAUACCAUCGAUAUUUCCAACCUAAACAGACAAUUUCUAUUUCGCCAGUCAGACAUAGGCAAGCCCAAAGCUGAGGUUGCUGCUGCCUUUGUAGAAAGACGAGUCAAGGGAGUUAAGAUCACUCCCUAUGUAGGAAAGAUUCAGGACAAAGACGAAGAUUACUACAUGCAAUUCAAGAUCAUCGUCUGUGGUCUUGAUAGCAUCGAAGCCAGACGAUGGAUUAACUCGACCCUGGUCGGAAUGGUCGAUUUCGAGGAUCCAGAAAGUCUGAAGCCGCUCAUCGAUGGCGGAACAGAAGGAUUCAAGGGACAGGCGCGUGUAAUUCUACCCACGCUUUCCUCUUGUAUCGAGUGUCAGCUUGACAUGCACGCGCCGCGACCGGCCGUCCCUCUUUGUACUAUCGCAACCAUUCCGCGCCAGCCUCAACACUGCAUCGAAUGGGCUCAUCAGAUCGCCUGGCAGGAACAGCGCAAAGAUGACGCAUUCGACAGUGACGACAUGGAGCACAUUGGCUGGGUCUACAAUGCUGCUCUGGAGCGGGCGAAGCAGUUUAAUAUCCCCGGCGUCACUUUCCAGAUGACUCAGGGAGUCGUCAAAAACAUUAUUCCAGCUAUUGCCUCAACCAAUGCCGUGAUCGCAGCCGCGACUACCUCCGAGGCAUUGAAGAUUGCCACAUCGUGCAACCCUUACCUUGAGAACUAUAUGAUGUAUGCGGGCGAAGAGGGCGUGUACACUUACACCUUCGAGGCGGAGAAGAAGCCAGACUGCCCGGUGUGCGGAAAUCUGGCACGCAAAUUGACUGUGAACCCGAAUAUGACGCUCGAAGAAUUCAUCGAAACCCUUGGAGAACGGCCCGAGGCUCAGCUGAAGAAGCCUAGUAUGAGGACGGAGGAGAAGACACUCUACCAACGGUUCCCGCCGCAGUUGGAGGAACAGACUCGCGCUAAUCUGAAGCUCAAGCUGAAAGACCUGAUCGAAGACGGUCAGGAAAUCGCAGUCAGUGACCCGGCGUAUAUCAUCGACUUCCGCUUCCGACUGGCGUUUCAAUAG